Seriola dumerili (greater amberjack) is the source of this 746-nucleotide messenger RNA. Its product is annotated as Golgi-associated plant pathogenesis-related protein 1-like. The transcript has 6 exons. The record is from RefSeq and is a predicted model, not a curated record. The coding region runs from base 76 to 519 and encodes 147 amino acids. Gene Ontology annotation, cellular component: extracellular region. NCBI's taxonomy places the organism in Eukaryota, Metazoa, Chordata, Actinopteri, Carangiformes, Carangidae.
CAGGACAUUCCUCCAGACCUUCAGACACUCAGGUGAGAGCCACAGAUCUCUGCAGCCUCCACAACCACAGACACCAUGACAGAUGCGAGUUUUCAGCAGGAGUUCCUGGAGACCCACAACACCUACAGGGCGAAGCACAGCACCCCUGCCCUGACCCUGAGCAGAGAGCUGACGGCUGCAGCUCAGAAAUGGGCCGAUCACCUGCUGGCAGCUGGAACCCUGCAGCACAGCACGAAAGGAGAGAACAUCUUCACCAUGUCCAGCUCAGCUACCAUCACACUGACAGGGAAAGAAGCUGUGGAUUCAUGGUACAGUGAGAUCAAGGAUUAUAACUGGGACCAGCCUGGAUACAGUAGAGAAACUGGUCACUUCACUCAGGUGGUGUGGAAAGACAGCACUGAACUGGGCGUGGGCAUGGCCACUGAUGGCAAAACGGCCUUUGUCGUCGGGCAGUAUCGGCCUGUUGGCAACAUGAACAUGGCAGGAUACUUUGAGAAAAACGUCCUCAAACUAGCAUAAAGGCUGUGAAUUUUACAUCUGGACGAACAGAUAACACAUCUGGAGAGGGAGCUGGAGCAAGCCUGAGGAAAACCUGCGCACUGCUGUAGAUGACCCGGACCAUCCCGGCAGCCCCCAACUUACUACUUACUUUUUAUUUUACAUGUACUUUUCAUGAAGUUUUUGACAUGUCCACACUGGUCCACUCAUGUAGGGGGUGUAAGAAAAAUAAAGAUAUACUCAAAUAA